Molecule: messenger RNA, 4377 nt
Organism: Nomascus leucogenys (northern white-cheeked gibbon)
Lineage: Eukaryota; Metazoa; Chordata; Mammalia; Primates; Hylobatidae
Source: RefSeq, a predicted model, not a curated record
UGUAAAUGAAUGCCUUCCACUGAACCGAGGUAGACCGGGUCGAGCUUCUUGCGAGAUGGUGGGCUUGUAUGUGGGGGCGGGGAGGGGGGGGUGACGAGGUUGGCAUUGAGGAUCCAUACCCUUUUCCCCCAAAUAAAGGUGACGUGGGCUAGUGUCGCGCCUUUGGACAGGCAGAGUUAGGGGAGGGAGAAGAAACAGGUAGAGCUGCUGGCCUUGUCGGGGACACCUUUGGACGUGCUGGAGGGCAACGACGCCCUAGUUUUCUGCGAAGUUAAGUAGCUUCUGCAGGACUGGGUUCAGUAUUUCUAAUAGCUUCUCAGCAUCCCUCCUCAGCCAACGAAUUCCUCAACCACGGGCCAAGCAAACUACUCCCCACCGCCCCCACCUCCCCACCCCCCACUGUCAUCAGCAGUCUCUGUUGAAUGGGAAUAAUGCACCUUCAGGCUUAACGCCACGUGGGCUCCUUUGCUGUCCUCCAGGCACUAUUAUAGAAGAAUGGAAGAAGAUACAGAUUAUAGAAUCAGGUUUAGUUCUUUGUGUUUCUUUAAUGAUCAUGUUGGAUUUCAUGGCACUAUAAAAAGCUCACCAAGUGACUUUAUUGUUACUGAAAUUGAUGAACAGGGACAGUUAGUUAAUAAGACCAUCGAUGAGCCUAUUUUCAAGAUUAGUGAAAUACAACCUGAGCCAAAUAAUUUUCCCAAAAAACCAAAACUAGAUCUUCAAAAUCUGUCCUUUGAAGAUGGAAGAAACCAAGAAGUUAAUACUUUGAUUAAGUACACUGAUGGUGACCAAAAUCAUCAGUCUGGUUCAGAAAAGGAAGAUACUAUCGUUGAUGGAACUUCCAAAUGUGAAGAAAAAGCUGAUGUUUUAAGCUCCUUUUUGGAUGAAAAAACUCAUGAGUUACUGAAUAAUUUUGCCUGUGAUAUAAAAGAGAAGUGGCUUUCUAAAACAGAGCUAACUGGACUACCUCCUGAAUUCUCAAUAGGCAGAAUCCUUGACAGAAACCAGAGGGCUAGUUUACACAGUGCCAUUAGGCAGAAAUUUCCAUUUUUAAUAACUGUAGGAAAAAACAGUGAAAUUGUUGCAAAACCAAAUCUUGAGUAUAAAGAACUUUGUCAUUUGGUAUCUGAAGAGGAAGCAUUUGACUUUUUUAAAUAUUUGGAUGCAAAGAAAGAAAAUUCCAAAUUUACCUUUAAACCUGAUGCAAACAAAGACCACAGAAAAGCUGUCCACCAUUUUGUUAACAAAAAGUUUGGAAACCUUGUGGAAACCAAAUCUUUUUCUGAAAUGAAUUGCAGUGCUGGUAAUCCGAAUGUGGUGGUAACUGUAAGAUUUCGGGAAAAAGCACACAAGCGUGGGAAAAGGCCUCUUUCUGAAUGCCAAGAAGGAAAAGUUAUAUAUACAGCUUUUACCCUACGAAAGGAAAACCUGGAAAUGUUUGAAGCAAUUGGUUUUUUAGCUAUCAAACUUGGUGUUAUUCCUUCGGAUUUUAGUUAUGCAGGCCUUAAAGACAAGAAAGCCAUCACCUAUCAAGCAAUGGUUGUUAGAAAAGUGACUCCAGAGAGGUUGAAAAAUAUUGAAAAAGAAAUUGAAAAGAAAAGAAUGAAUGUCUUUAAUAUUCGGUCUGUAGAUGAUUCCCUGAGACUUGGUCAGCUCAAAGGAAAUCACUUUGAUAUUGUCAUUAGAAAUUUAAAAAAACAAAUAAAUGAUUCUGCAAACCUGAGAGAGAGAAUUAUGGAAGCAAUAGAAAAUGUUAAGAAAAAAGGCUUUGUGAAUUACUAUGGACCACAGAGAUUUGGGAAGGGAAGGAAAGUUCACACAGACCAAAUUGGACUAGCUUUGCUGAAGAAUGAAAUGAUGAAAGCCAUAAAAUUGUUUCUUACACCAGAAGACUUGGAUGAUCCUGUAAAUAGAGCAAAGAAGUAUUUUCUUCAAACUGAGGAUGCUAAAGGCACGCUUUCAUUAAUGCCUGAAUUCAAAGUGCGCGAGAGAGCAUUGUUGGAGGCAUUGCACCGCUUUGGCAUGACCGAGGAAGGUUGUAUCCAGGCAUGGUUCUCUUUACCCCAUUCCAUGCGCAUAUUCUAUGUUCACGCAUAUACCAGCAAAAUUUGGAAUGAGGCAGUAUCUUACAGACUUGAAACCUAUGGAGCAAGAGUAGUGCAGGGUGAUUUGGUCUGUUUGGAUGAAGAUAUUGAUGACGAGAAUUUCCCAAAUAGUAAAAUUCACUUGGUAACUGAAGAGGAAGGAUCAGCUAAUAUGUAUGCAAUACAUCAGGUGGUUCUUCCAAUACUUGGAUACAAUAUUCAGUACCCAAAGAACAAAGUAGGGCAGUGGUACCAUGACAUACUUAGCAGAGAUGGACUACAGACAUGUAGGUUUAAAGUACCUACUCUGAAACUGAAUGUACCAGGAUGCUAUAGACAGAUUUUGAAACAUCCCCGUAAUCUCUCAUACCAACUAAUGGAAGACCAUGACAUUGAUGUCAAAACUAAAGGUUCCCACAUUGAUGAAACAGGUUUGUCUCUUUUGAUCUCUUUUGAUCUUGAUGCUUCAUGCUAUGCUACCGUUUGUCUGAAGGAAAUAAUGAAGCAUGACGUUUAAAACUGAUACCCUUGGUAUAAUCAUAUAUAUGUCACUCUUUGAAGGAAAGGGGGCUAAAAUAUCUUAAGCACCUUCCAUGUGUUAGGAGCUUCAUAAUUGUUAUCUCUUUUAAUUUUCACAGCAUCCUGAGAAGUUAGGAUUUGAUACUGUAAUUUUAUAGGGGACAUGUAAGUGUCAGGGUCCAAAUUUAAGGUCCAUGUGACCCCAAAGCCUGUGUUUUUUUUUCUAUUAUAUGUUUCAGUGACCUUUAUUCUGUGUCAUAAAGUUACAAUCUUUUAAAACCAUUAGGAAUAUAUAUAAUACUGCAAGAUAACAUUUAAGAAAAAAAGUUGUGAAUAUUCAUAUCCUCUAGCUCCUUGCUUAGAACACUGGUAAAAUUAGAUUGCAGUGAAGCAAAUGUUGGAGAGAAAGAUAGAUGAAGCAUUUUGCUAAUUAUUAUUGUCCUCCUUUCCUAUUUUUGAAAUUAUUGAUCAGAACAAUAUACAAGGGAAAUGCCAUACCUCUGUUUGUGAUAGGUACCCCAGAGUAGUUAUUACCUCUUUGUGAGACAAAUAAUCUUUGAUGAAGAUUGAAAUAAAAUUUCUCAUCCAAUUUUUAUAUCUUGGCAUACGCUCACCCUCUUGACCAUUGGUAAUUUUUUCAUAGUAUCUAAAACAGGUGUUAGAGUCAGACAGAUUCAUUCUUAGAUUCUAGCUCUGAUACUUACUAGUGACUUUGAGUAUGUUGUUGAUUUUUUUGUGUGUGGUUACUGAUAGAAUCAAGACAAUUACAACUUCAUAAAUGACAAAUAAUAGAAUUAUCUCCACAUUUUUUGUUGCUGGAGGAAUAAAACAUUGUGCCCAUUUGAAAAUUUUAAUUUUGGUUGGUUGAACUAUCGCACAUUAUAAAUCAUCCUUCACCAUUUUAUAUCAGUUAAAUAUGGGGGUGGGUGGGGGAGGAAUGACUGGCAUGUAGACAUCUAUUGAUUUAGGAAGAUCUGAGCAUUUCUUUCAUUGUUGGUAAGAUAUAAUGAUGAAAUUUAAAAAGCAGUAUGGAGCAUUAUAUAUCAGUAAUGUGAUAUAUAUACUUAAGCCAGUUUAACCAUUUUGGGAAAUGUUAGCAUAAGGAAAUAAAAUCCAAAAGAAGGAAGAGAAGCUAUAUGCAAUGCAAAAUUUGCUUAUUGCAAUAUUUUCAUAUACAAUUAAAGACACUAAAAACAGUUUUCAAAGUCCAGCAUUACAUAACUAAAGUAAGUAAAAUGAUAUGUAUCAACUUGAUGGUAAAAUAUGUAGUUAUUUUAAAAAGCAAUGAACAAUUUAGUUUCAUGAGAAAAUGUUGCCCCCUAAAAGUAGAACACAUGUAUUACAACUGCAAUAAUACUCUGAAUUCAUCUUUCACAAAUAAGAGACAUGUUAGCAUAGUGAUUAAAAGCACAGAUAUUGGAGACAAACUAACCCAGUUUGAACCCUGGCACUGCCACGUAUAGCACUGCAGCCUUGGGAAAGUUAUUUAAACUCAUGGGCUUCAGUUUCAACAUCUGUAAAAUGGGCAUGUUAACAUUGCCUACCUCACAGGAUUACUGUGAGAAUUUUCUAAGUUAAUAUAUGUAAAGCAGCUUUAAAAAGUGCCUGGCACUUAGUUAUUGUUAAAUAAGUGUCUGCAGAUGCAAGUUUGGAAGAGGAAAGCAAAUAAAUGAAAAUGCCUUCCUGUUAAGAUGAUGGGGUAUUUGGAUUUUUUUAAUACUAAAAAGUUUUUUUGUUAUAUGUUUUGGCAAUAAAUAAUUCUCAAUACACAAAA